Molecule: messenger RNA, 789 nt
Organism: Phodopus roborovskii (desert hamster)
Lineage: Eukaryota; Metazoa; Chordata; Mammalia; Rodentia; Cricetidae
Gene: Nrip2
Product: nuclear receptor interacting protein 2
Exons: 6
Coding region: 22-711 (229 amino acids)
Biological process (GO): proteolysis
Molecular function (GO): aspartic-type endopeptidase activity
Source: RefSeq, a predicted model, not a curated record
GUCUGCUUACCCUAUAGGACCAUGAGCACUGGGCAGGAGGCCAGGAGAGACGAGGGAGACACCAGGAGGGGCCAGGAAGCCUCGCUUCGGGACCGAGCCCACCUGAGCCAGCAGCGUCGGCUCAAACAGGCUACCCAGUUCUUGCACAAGGACUCGGCUGACCUGCUACCCCUGGACAGCCUCAAGAGGCUCGGCACCUCCAAGGACCUGCAGCCACACAGCGUGAUCCAAAGACGCCUGGUGGAGGGAAACCAGAGGCGGCUUCAGGGGGAGUCUCCCCUGGUGCAGGCACUGAUCCACGGCCAUGACAGCAACAGGACCAGUGGGGUACAGGUUCCAGCUCUUCUCGUCAACUGCAAGUGCCAGGACCAGAUGCUUCGAGUGGCGGUGGACACAGGGACGCAGCACAAUCAGAUAUCUACUGGAUGCCUCAGGCGCCUGGGGUUAGGGAAGAGGCCCCCAAAGGCCCCAAGUGGGGACCUGGCCCCUGGGCCACCAAGUCAGGUGGAAGAGCUAGAGCUGGAGCUGGGGCAGGGGACUGUGGCGUGCUCAGCCCAAGUGGUGGAUGUGGACAGCCCUGAAUUUUGCCUGGGACUGCAGACUCUGCUUUCCCUCAAGUGCUGCAUUGACCUGGACCGUGGAGUGCUUCGGCUGAAAGCCCCCUUCUCGGAGCUGCCCUUCCUGCCUCUGUACCAAGAGCCUGGCCAGUGACCACUGUCUCAGCCAGUCCCCAGGGCGACACUGCCUUAGGGGAAGAGUGGUGUGGAGUGGGACCUUUCCUGACAGGGC